Messenger RNA from Rattus norvegicus (Norway rat), 2625 nucleotides. RefSeq names its product BAR/IMD domain containing adaptor protein 2 like 2 (gene Baiap2l2). NCBI's taxonomy places the organism in Eukaryota, Metazoa, Chordata, Mammalia, Rodentia, Muridae. The record is from RefSeq and is a predicted model, not a curated record. Gene Ontology annotation, biological process: plasma membrane organization.
GCAGAGAUAGUGCCUGGCUCAUCUGCCCAGGGAGACCUAUGGGGCCCCUAGAGCUGGGCAGUGAUGCCCAAGUCUGUGGGACUUGUGUUCACGUCAUCCUUGCUGCCAUUUGGAGCAACAACUCAGUGGUCAAGUACUUGCCCGGAGAGUAUGAGGUCCUGGGUUCCAUCCCCAGGACAGGGGAGGCAGGGGCUAGGUGGCAGGGACCCCCUCGAGGCGUUGGGUCCCAAGCAGAGAUGAGGCCUGUCAGAGCAGAGGUGUUUUCCAUAUGGUUUCCCUCCAGGGUGUGUCGGCUUGCUCUGGCAAGAGGGUGUGUGUUCCAGACCUGUAGGGUGGACAGGACCCAUAUAGGACAAAUAACAGGACAGGGGCUCCCAGGCAUGGAGCCUUGGGUAGGAGGUAUCCUGGGAAACUGGCUCAUCCACACAUGCCCACCAGUCUGCGCCCAGAGGGUAAAUAAUUGAGGGGCAGGUCACAGGAGCCUGCCUGCGUCACAGGAUGCCUUCCCCACAGGGUCUGGUUACGCCCCAGAUCACAUUGUCAUUCCCCCCUGGCUGGUGAAUAAUUAAGCAGCCACCUCCUCCCAGACUGCACUCCAUCUGCAGGGGCCUACGCUCCAGCCUCCUCGCUGCCUGCCGCCUGUCCAGAGCACCGGGCCUGAGUACUCCCAGCCAGGUUAUAGCCACCUGUCUCCUCAGUGCCAGCACCACUUCCAUGGCCCCCGAAAUGGACCAGUUCUAUAGGUCCACCAUGGCCAUCUACAAGAGCAUCAUGGAGCAGUUUAAUCCCGCCCUGGAGAAUCUGGUGUACCUGGGUAACAACUACCUCCGGGCCUUUCAUGCUCUGUCUGAGGCAGCUGAGGUGUAUUUCAGCGCCAUCCAGAAGAUUGGGGAGCAGGCCCUCCAGAGCUCCACAUCACAGAUUCUGGGGGAGAUCUUGGUUCAGAUGUCAGACACUCAGCGGCACUUGAACUCAGACCUGGAAGUGGUGGUACAGACAUUCCAUGGAGACCUGCUUCAGCACAUGGAGAAGAACACCAAGCUGGACAUGCAGUUCAUCAAAGAUAGCUGUCAGCACUACGAGAUUGAGUAUCGCCACCGAGCGGCCAACCUGGAGAAGUGCAUGUCUGAGCUAUGGCGCAUGGAACGCAAGAGAGACAAGAACGCACGGGAGAUGAAGGAGAGUGUGAACCGGCUGCACGCACAGAUGCAGGCCUUCGUGUCCGAAAGCAAGCGCGCAGCGGAACUGGAAGAGAAGCGGCGCUACCGCUUCCUGGCUGAGAAGCACCUGCUGCUGUCCAACACCUUCCUGCAGUUCUUGGGCCGGGCCCGAGGGAUGCUGCAGAACCGCGUGCUGCUAUGGAAGGAGCAGUCAGAGGCCAGCCGCAGUCCGUCGCGUGCCCACUCCCCGGGGUUGCUGGGCCCCGCGCUGGGGCCGCCCUACCCCUCGGGCCGCCUGACGCCCACCCGGCUGGACAUGCCCCCGAGACCCCUGGGAGAGUACGGCUCCCCCCGCAGCCGGCACGGCUCCGGCUCCUACGGCCCCGAGCCCUCCGAGGCGAGGUCCGCGUCCCAAUUGGAGCCAGACCGCCGAUCGCUGCCCCGGACGCCGUCGGCCUCCUCGCUCUAUGCUAGCAAUACCCAGCGCUCCCGGUCUAAUUCCUUCGGCGAGCGCCUGGGCGGCGGCGGCGCCAGGAGAGUCCGCGCCCUGGUCUCCCACUCGGAGGGUGCCAACCACACGCUGCUGCGCUUCUCGGCUGGAGACGUAGUUGAAGUGCUGGUGCCCGAGGCUCAGAACGGCUGGCUCUACGGCAAGCUGGAGGGCUCGUCCGCGAGUGGCUGGUUCCCUGAGGCCUAUGUGAAACCUUUGGAGGAGAUGCCAAUGAAUCCCAUGAACCCUGUGGCCCCCAUGAACUCCAUGGCCCCCAUGAGCCCAAUGAAUGAACUGCCUUCCAGCCACAGCCUUGAUGACCUCUUGGACCGGCCAGGCAAUCCCGCAGCAUCAUCAGACUACUGGGAUAGUCAGUCCCGAUCCCGGACCCCGAGCCGUGUCCCAAGCCGUGCCCCCAGCCCCGCACCCCCGCCCUUGCCCAACAGGCGCAGCAGUGUGGGCAGCAUGGGGGCAGCCACCGACGUCAAGAAACUUAUGUCCUGGGAACAGAACCCCCCAGAGCUCUUUCCACGGGGUACCAAUCCCUUUGCCACCGUGAAGCUGCGUCCCACUGUCACCAACGACCGCUCAGCACCCCUCAUCCGCUGAGGCGAAGCUCUCCACUGGGGCCUGAGGUGGCCCAGCACACCCACCCAGAGCUAUUCCAGCCGACAGCAGCAGCAGUGGAUCUGAGAUGCCAGGCGCCAACCCAGGGGACCAUUCUUACCCCUCUGCCCCAGCCCAGGAUCUCUCUGAGGCUUGGGCUUGCAACAUGGAGCAGGCAGAAGUGGGUGGAGGCACAAAGCAGCUGGUUGUUUCUGGGACCCAAAGACUCUUCCAGGGACCCAGCAUCUUGCCUUCCAUCUUCUUUCUGCCUGUGCCCCGAUAGGAAGCACCCCUUCUCCCACCUCUGUCCCAGCUGCACCCCUGCUUAACUUUUGUAAACGAUAAGAAUAAAGGAAGUAGGCACAGUGA